CCAUAAUUGCUCCAAAAGACACUGAUUUGCAAUCGGAACGAAGAAAAAGUAAGAAUCCCAAUAGCUUGUAGAAGGCACAUAAAAAAAAUACGAACGAAUAAAUCCUUUGCGAUCCGGUCCUUUCGUUAUCGUUAAUGCCACCAUGACAGUCCCCACUUCAAUAGCGCUUUUGCUCCUCGUGGUGGCACCAUUCGCUAGUGGGUGGUUGAUGAAGAGUUUCCGCGGAUCAACGAAGAUUACGCCAUUGGUUUCGGAGAAGGAGAAAUCACUCGGUCGAUGUUUUUCUUCUGCUGUCCUAUCCUCGUCAAAUCUUUUCGCUUACACCGCCGAAGACGACGAGGAUGAAAUAAUUGAAUACCUGGAUGAAGACGACGACGAGAGCACUUUCGAAUAUGAACCAGAAGCGGCUAGGAUGAAAAAAGGAGAGUGGAUGGAUCAACUUCAAAGAUUGGCUCAAACGUCAUCGAAUGACCCAUCGGCCGUCACCGUGGCCCAAGAAAUUUUCGACGAAAUGUUUACGACCUACGCAGAAACCGAUGACGCCAUAUUCUUUCCUACCGUUGAUGUGUAUAACCUAAUAUUGGAAACUCAUGCGUACUCCAAAUCACCCGACGGUGGGGAAGAAGCCGAAAAGAUUCUCGACCGAAUGGAAGAUAAAUCGAAUGCUUUUGUUGCACCACCCAACGAAGAGACUUAUCUCUGUGUCAUGGACGCAUGGGCUAUGAGGGAACGACCGGAUAAGGCCCAACAAAUAUUGGAGAGACAAGAUACGCCGACCAAAAGUUCUUACAACAAAUUGAUCAAAGCUUACGGUAUUGCCGGAGAUCCCGAUCAGGCCGAGACUGUAUUUCGGUCCCUUCUUUCGGACAAAAUGGCCAACCAUAAAUCUUGGGUGCAACUCAUGAAAGCGCGAGCUGCUUCAGAAGGAAAAAGCAGUUAUGAAACCGUCAGGUCUCUGUUUGUAGAAAUGGAAGAAGAAGGGUUUAAGCCCCAAACAAGUGCAUAUAAUGUGCUCAUUCGGUCGGUCGGGAGAAGAAAUGAUGGUCCAAAAGAGGCAGAAGCCAUUUUGUUCGAGAUGAUCGAACGAUUCCGAAUGGGGGAUGACCAAGUGAAACCGAAUUCGGAUACGUUUCGUGCUGUCUUGAUGGCAUACAACGGGCGAGGCAGAAAGUUCACUGUUGCAUCCAUCGCUUCCAAAGUUGAGCAAAUAAUGCAAAUUCGUGAGGGAAUACUGACACGAGCAGAGUCUGGUGAAGAUGAACGAACCUACCGGUUAGCCUUGGGGAUUGUUGGGCGAUCCAAGGAUUCCAAAAAAGCAGAACGAACGAAUCGAAUUCUUCACAAGUACAACAAAGAAUCGCUAUACCUCAAUUAUUUGGUGCUCAAGGCAUGUGCUUAUACCGAAGGAGAUUCCAAAGAGAAGUUUGAGGCUUUCCAGGUUGCAUUAGCAGUACUAAAGGGUGUAAGAUCAUCAGCAGAACUUAUGGUUGAUAGCUCGAUUUUGGGAAUGUUCAUUAAGGCAUGUAAUAAUCUGAUGCCAUCGGGCCCAAAGAGAGAUGAUAUCGUGCAGAAGAUAUUUCAAGAAAGCUGCACGCGAGGGCUUGUAAAUGAUUUUGUACUCAAUGAAUUUAGACUAGCAAGUCCAGAAUCACUCCAGCUAGAUGUUCUUGGCAAACCUGGCAUUGAUGGUGUCAGCAUUCCGGAGAAGUGGAGUGAGAAUGUUCCGCUGCAGAGAAAUGUUUGAAGGCCUUUUAAACAAAAAAUUCUUUGUAUGCAGAACACUAUCGUGAGAUAUUGGUUCAUUUUCGGUAUUCUAAAACUCUGAAAUUUGAUGUCAAUUAGAAAGGACUCAAUCCUGAACUAAAAAUUUGGGCACCAGACCAGUAUUUUGCAGUCUUUAUAAAAGUUAAGAAUACUG
Messenger RNA from Pseudo-nitzschia multistriata, 1918 nucleotides. The record is from the annotation of a GenBank genome assembly. Lineage: Eukaryota; Bacillariophyta; Bacillariophyceae; Bacillariales; Bacillariaceae.